Guillardia theta CCMP2712 is the source of this 1702-nucleotide messenger RNA. RefSeq lists its product as hypothetical. The coding region runs from base 24 to 1577 and encodes 517 amino acids. The transcript is spliced from 23 exons. Gene Ontology annotation, molecular function: ATP binding; serine-tRNA ligase activity. The record is from RefSeq and is a predicted model, not a curated record. Gene Ontology annotation, biological process: seryl-tRNA aminoacylation. Lineage: Eukaryota; Cryptophyceae; Pyrenomonadales; Geminigeraceae.
CUCCAAUUCCCCAGGCGGCCGCCAUGCACCUGGUGCGAGCGGCGAUGGCAGCGGCGAUGGUGGCAGGACUCACGUCAUGCACGCGAGCAGCAGGCACUGCGUUUGCCUUCCACACGUCGAUCUUUUCCAACCAUCUCAACUCGGUCUCUCCCUUCGCUACGAAGCUGCAGCGGAUGGGCAUGCUGGGAAGAAAGAGACAUUUCAGCAAGCUUGUCCUCAAGGGCAGCAUCUCCAGCAUGUUCCAGUCCAAGGGAAGGACGCCAGAAGCGCUCAAGGAGACAGCAGCGCUGCUAGCCAGGAAGAAGUUCGACCUUGACAUCGAUGCGAUCCUCGCCAUCGAGGCAGAGCGAAAAGUUGUGCAAAGCAAGGCGAACGAACUUCUCCAUGAGAGAAACACCAAGUCGAAGAGCAUCGGCAUGUUGAAGUCCAAGGGAGAGGAUGUAUCAAGUAUCCUUGAGGAGGUCGAAGGGUUGAAGUCACAAGUGCAGGAGUAUGAAGCCAAGAUGAAAGACAUCGAGGUCAAGUUGGAGCACAUGCUUCUCAACAUCCCCAAUGCCCCGCAUGAGUCAAGCCCUGUUGGAAGCGACGAGACCGAAAACGUCGAGAUUUACAAGUGGGGAGAACCGAAGACAUUCGAUUUUCCGGUGAAGGACCACGUGGAUGUCGGAGCAGGUCUGAAGGGGAUGGACUUUGCUGCAGCAACGAAGAUAUCAGGAGCUCGAUUCGUGACACUCCAGGGUCAAGUUGCUCAGCUUCACAGAGCUCUUGCUCAGUUCAUGCUUGACACGCACGUGGAGAAGCACGGAUACUCGGAGGUCUACGUCCCCUACAUCGUCAACGAGGAGACGCUCAUCGGCACGGGACAACUCCCCAAGUUUGCCGACGACCUCUUCAUGACGGGACAUCAAGACAGAAAGUUUUACCUCAUUCCAACAGCCGAGGUUCCCGUCACCAACCUGAUCCGCGACACUGUCCUUGCCCAGGAUGAGCUUCCUAUCAAAUACACUGCUCACACUCCUUGCUUCCGCUCGGAGGCAGGCUCUUACGGAAGGGACACGCGAGGGCUGAUCAGGCAGCAUCAGUUUGAGAAAGUCGAGCUUGUUCAGAUUGUUCAUCCAGACUCUUCCUACCAGGCCCUCGAGGAGCUCACGGGACAUGCUGAGGCUAUCUUGAAGGCUUUGGAGCUCCCUUACCGCAAGAUGGAGCUCUGCACGGGUGACUUGGGCUUCGGUGCUGCCAAGACGUACGACCUUGAGGUCUGGCUGCCCGCUCAGAACACCUACCGUGAGAUCUCCUCCUGCAGCAACUGUGAAGACUUCCAGGCUCAGAGGAUGAAAGCUCGCUUCAAGAGCUCGGACAAGAAUGCUAAGGGAAACGAGCUUGUUCACACUCUCAACGGCUCAGGCCUCGCCAUCGGAAGGACGCUUGUUGCCAUCCUUGAGAACUACCAGCGGGAAGAUGGGUCGGUAGAGAUUCCCAAGGUUCUCCGCAGCUACAUGGGCGGGAAGGAGGUGAUAGAGGCCGCGCCCUCGUCCUCGUCCUCGUCGAAGAAGCCAGCCGUGCAAGCAGCGUCAUGAGGAGCGAGGAGGGAGGCCUGUAAAACUAGCUUGCAAGACAUUAAAGGAAAAUCCCCGUAAUGCUCCUUCACCUUCCGUCCUUCCCGCACUCGUUGCUUAUUCUCCCUCCCUCCCCUUCCUCCCCU